AAUGUACCGCGUUGCUUCAUAUCCGGAUAGUUUAGAGAUCUAACCGCGGGGGCCUGAGUCAGCCUCUCUGCCUGUGUGUCAGCUAGCGGAUCCAGCGUUAGCAGGACUAGCCCCCAGCCCUCCCUGAAACGUGUUGGGGUCGCUGCUCAGAGUCCAUGUUUUUAGCUCGCUCCUUGAUCAAGAUGUCAAGUCACAAUCCUUUGCUGAGGCUGGAGCAGCGAGCGGCCGAGGCUGACCAGAUCAUCGAGUACCUGAAACAACAAGUCCAGCUGCUAAAGGAGAAAGCCACCGUCCAGGCCAGUGUCAGAGAAGAGAAGAAACUGAUGGUGGAGAAUGCCAAAUUGAAGAAUGACAUUGAGGAACUAAAAAAACAGCUGCUGGAAAAAGAGAAGAAGAGGGGAGUGCUCGAUGUGACCAUGCCAUCAGGUGAUGCCAGUGUUGAGUGCAUUUCAAAGCCCACACCUCCCAAACCCGCUGGUCCAGCACCCUCUGCCUCCCCUGCUGCUGCUGUCCAGAGCCCCCCUCCCAAAGAUGAGAGCAAAAAGAAGAAGCCAGAGAAAAAAGGAGGGGAGAAAGCAGAAAAGAAGCAGGCAGCCCCCAGCCAAGAAGAUGCCAAGGUGGACGUGUCUCGUUUGGACAUGCGUGUUGGACGUAUAAUCGCAGCUGAGAAGCACCCAGAUGCAGACAGUCUCUAUGUCGAGCAGGUCGAUGUUGGAGAGGCUUCUCCAAGGACAGUAGUCAGUGGGCUGGUCAAGCACAUACCUCUGGACCAGAUGCAGAACCGCAUGGCAGUCUUGAUGUGUAACCUGAAGCCAGUCAAAAUGAGAGGAGUGGUGUCCCAGGCUAUGGUCAUGUGUGCCAGCUCACCAGACAAAGUCGAAAUCCUUGAUCCUCCAAGUGGAGCAGUACCAGGGGACAGAAUUACUUUCCAGGGCUUCCCAGGUGAACCAGACAAAGAGCUGAACCCCAAGAAGAAGGUAUGGGAGCAGGUUCAGCCAGACCUACGCACGGACAGCCAGUGUGUUGCAACCUACAAGGGAGCUGCCUUUGAAGUCGCCGGCAAGGGAGUGUGCAAAGCCCAAACCAUGAGCAAUAGUGGAAUCAAAUAAAAUAACAGAGCUGCUUGAAAUGGCUCAGUGUUUACUUGGCAAUCAUCUGCAGUGAUGACGAUGUGUUGAGAAACAGGAUGAUGGUGAUGAUCGAAAGGAAAUGCUUUGAAGAUGUUCAAUAAAGGGAUUUGCAAAUUA
Messenger RNA from Morone saxatilis (striped sea-bass), 1247 nucleotides. RefSeq names its product aminoacyl tRNA synthetase complex interacting multifunctional protein 1a (gene aimp1a). The record is from RefSeq and is a predicted model, not a curated record. The transcript is spliced from 7 exons. Bases 156 to 1109 code for a protein of 317 amino acids. NCBI's taxonomy places the organism in Eukaryota, Metazoa, Chordata, Actinopteri, Moronidae. Gene Ontology annotation, molecular function: tRNA binding.